AUGGCACAAUCCUUUCACAAUCAAACGAAAAAAAUCGUUAUUCCGGCGAAUAAAGAGGAUGCAUACGUCUACAAGGUUGGUUCUAAGGGGCUCCAACGAGACACAUCCAAACAACAUGAAGGCGUCUGGAACGCCGAGCCGAAGGGCCUGUCACAAUAUCCAUUGCGGACGAGUCCUGUGAAAUUGUGGAUUUUCUUUUAUGAUCAUUUGAAGAAUACAGACGUUCUGGACGGUAUUUUGGACAACAAUCCGAACCAAGGGGAAUUUGGAUACAGUUGCCAGAAUCCAAGAAAGGCCAAGCCUGAAGAAAUGGUCUUCUUCUUGCCCAAAACCAAGGUGCCAGAUUCAUACAAACCAGGGGGGAUAUGGGUGCAUCCAGUUUUCAAAUUAGAAAAUCUAAAGGAUUUGGAUGAGGGGGCGGCAGGAUUCAUGGUCAUGGGAGACAAAGUGGAAAAGACCACGAGGUUAGGCGUAGGGGGCGCCUGGAACAUGAUGGGACACAAUGCCAAGGUAAAACUACCCAAAAAUGAAGCAGAAUUGGGCGGGAAACAAGCAAAAGAACCAUUUGGGGUCAAGAUCCGCCAGAGUAGCACUGGUGAAAUAUUUCCAGUACCACUUCCAUCGAGCAAGACCAAGGUGGACACGCUCAAGGACAAGAUCUACACGAAGAAGGGCAUACCAUCGGAAGAUCAACGGCUUUCAUUCAAUGGCACGCCGCUCGAGGGCAAGAUGUUAAAGGAUUAUGGGAUUAAGAAUGGGGAUAUUAUUGAUCUUGAGCCAAUGAAGGUAUACGUCAAGAAUCCUAAAGGAAAACGAUUUCUCUUUGAAGUCGCACCAGAUGAACAAGUGGAGAGCUUGAUGGAGAAAGUUGAAAAGGAGGAAGGAACUCCCGCAGAACAGCAAAAGCUGUCAUUUUACCGACGGAAACUGGAUCCAGCCAAGACCCUGGCGGACUACCGGAUCAAGCACAUGAAUAUCAUUGAUAUGACACUCGCACCACCCGUCAAAAAGGCACGUGUCUUUGUCGAAAUUCCCGAGGGUCUCAAUUCAGAGGGAGACCCCAAUAAUAAGAUUGAGCUCAAUGUGGCACCGACCAAGACCUUUGGCCAAAUCAAGAAACUUGUGGAAGAGCAGACAGGAGUUCCAGCAUCACGACAACGAAUAUUUUUUCAAGACAAGGAAGUUCCUGACAAGAAGCCAAUCGCGAAAGCAAAACUUCAGGAUGGCGAUACGAUUCGAAUGGAGCCGAUCCCUGAAGCAGAAGUCGACGUGAAAAUGCCAGACGGAACUAGUCGGCAAUUUGUCUUUGAUCCUGAGGUGCCUGUUGGGGAAUUCAAGGAAAAGCACAAGAAGGAUUUCCCUGCAGGGACGAAGCUCAUGUUCAAUGACAUUGAAAUGGUAGACGAGGAUCCAAUGGGGAAAUACAACCUGAAGAAAGGGGAUGUCCUUGUUGCCGAACCAGAGGAUGUUGAAGUUGCUACACCCACCGGCAAGGUAAUGUUGUCAGCUUUCACAACAUUGACACCAAGCGAUAUAAAGGACGUCAUUGAAGAAGAGACAGGUGUACCUAAGUCGCAACAGCGGAUUUUCUUUUUCGAUGAAGAACUGGUCGAUGAUGACAAGCCCAUCGAUAAAGAAAAGCUGAAAGCGAUGGGCACACAAGGACUUCGAAUGGAACCAGUGCCUCCAGAGGUCGAAAUUACACUACCCAGCGGUCAAAGUCGAGCAUUCUUUAUGGACCCAUCAGACACGGUACAAGAUUUCAAGGAGAAGCAUAAGGCGGACUUUCCACCAGGGACCAAGCUGAUGUUCAACGAUGAAGAGCUAGUGGACGAGGAUCCACUGGGAAAAUACAACCUCAAGAAAGGGGACGUGCUACUGGCCGAUCCAGACAAUGUCGAAAUCGAUACACCCACCGGCAAGGUAAUGUUGUCAGCUUUCACAACAUUGACACCAAGCGACAUCAAGGAUGUCAUCGAAGAAGAAACGGGAGUACCCAAAACCCAACAGCGGAUUUUCUUUUUCGAUGAAGAACUGGUCGAUGAUGACAAGCCCAUCGAUAAAGAAAAGCUGAAAUCGAUGGGCACACAAGGACUUCGGAUGGAACCAGUUCCUCCAGAGGUCGAAAUUACACUACCCAGUGGUCAAAGUCGAGCAUUCUUCAUGGAUCCAGCGGACAAGGUGAAAGAUUUCAAGGAGAAGCAUAAGGCGGACUUUCCACCAGGGACAAGACUCAUGUUCAACGAUGAAGAGUUGGUGGACGAGGAUCCAUUGGGAAAAUACAACCUCAAGAAAGGUGACGUGCUCGUUGCCGAACCGGAUGAUGUAGCUAUCGAAACUCCUCGAGGCAAAGUCAUGCUCUCGCAUUUACCAACAAUGACACCAAGCGAUAUAAAGGACGUCAUUGAAGAAGAGACAGGUGUACCUAAGUCGCAACAACGACUAUUCUUCUUUGACGAAGAACUGGUCGAUGAUGACAAGCCCAUCGAUAAAGAAAAGCUCAGAUCGAUGGGCACACAGGGACUUCGAAUGGAACCAGUGCCUCCAGAGGUCGAGAUCACUCUACCCAACGGCCAGAGUCGAGCAUUCUUUAUGGACCCAUCAGACACUGUACAAGAUUUCAAGGAGAGGCACAAGACGGACUUUCCACCAGGGACCAAGCUGAUGUUCAACGAUGAAGAGUUGGUGGACGAGGAUCCACUGGGAAAAUACAACCUCAAGAAAGGGGACGUGCUACUGGCCGAGCCAGAUGAUGUAGCUAUCGAAACUCCUCGAGGCAAAAUCAUGCUCUCGCAUUUACCAACAAUGACACCAAGCGACAUCAAGGAGGUCAUCGAAGAAGAGACAGGCGUGCCCAAGUCGCAACAACGACUAUUCUUCUUUGACGAAGAACUCGUAGAUGAUGACAAGCCCCUGGACAAAGCGAAGCUCAAGUCAUUGGGAACUCAUGGUCUUCGUAUGGAGCCAAUACCAGCAGAGGUGCAAAUAACGAUGCCGAACGGCAAAUCUCGAACGUUUGUAAUGGAUCCAGAAGAAUCGGUUCGAGACUUCAAGAAGAAGCACAAAAAGCAUUUCCCUCCUGGGACGAAGAUGACAUUCAAUGGCGUGGGGCUAGCUGAUGAAGAGCCACUUGGAAAGUAUAAUCUGAAGAGAGGCGAUGUACUAGUUGCCGAGCCAGAAGGAGUAGCUAUUGAAACCCCUCGUGGCAAAGUCAUGCUGUCACUACACCCAACAAUGACACCAAGCGACAUCAAGGAUGUCAUCGAAGAAGAGACAGGCAUCCCGAAGUCGCAACAACGACUUUUCUAUUUGGACGAAGAGUUGACAGAUGAUAUGAAACCGCUGGACAAAUCUAAGCUACAAGCCGUUGGAACUGACGCACUUCGAAUGGAGCCGGUGACUGACGACGACCCAACUGAUCCUAAACUUGCCAACACAAGCAACCCAAGGGCUUUCUAUCUAACGGAACCUGAAGAUAUCGAGAUCAUGCUUCCAACUGGAAAAAAGGUCGCUCUUGCUGUCACACCAACCAUGACUGUUGAAGAGCUGAAGGCUGUUGUGGAAGAAAAGGUACCAGAAAUGAAAAAGUCGAAACAACGUCUAUUCUUCUUCGACAGCGAUGGUAAAAUCAACAACAAGACGCCAUUUUCAAAGGUCAUGUUUGAAAGAGGAAGUCCAUUGGAAGUGAAGCCAUUUGAAAUCACAAUCUUAAAGCAGAAUAAUGGAACUUCCUUUCAGCUCUAUCCCGAUCCACUAGAGUACUUGGAUGACAUCAAGGAUAGAAUAGAGGAGAUUACAGGCAUCCCCCCGGACUCUCAGUACCUUUCUAUGAUGGGAUCCAAACUGGAUGACAUGCUUACGCUAGAAGCACAGGCCAUUGAACACAUGUCGAGACUGACAUUAGACACUAUGGAAAUCCUGGUUGAUAUUCCCGAUGGAAAUCGUAUUCCUGUGGCAGUGCAGCAUGAUGAGAGCAUUCGGAGCAUCACGGAGAAGCUUGAAAAUACUACUCAAGUGCCCGCGGAACGACAAUGCAUCUUGUCUGGACCGGAUCAGCUUCAAGAUGACGAUACUUUAGAUGCCAAGGGUAUCGAUGGUGGCGAUAUUCUCAAGAUGGAGCUAUUUCAGGUCAAUUUUUUGCAUUGGUUGGGCUAUGAAUUCAGUAUCGACGGCUUGUCGCCAAAUUCAACAUUGCCGGCCAUGAAAGAACGAAUCGAAGAAGAUAAGUUGAUACUCAAGGAAGACCAAAACUUCGAGCUGAAGGGUCAGGUUCUCAACAAUGAAGAAACACUGCGGAAGCAGGGUAUCAAUCAUAAGGCUUUGCUUGUCAUGCAAGAGGGAAAAAAGAUUGAAGUUUCUCUACCGCGAAAGAAGAAAAUGACACUUACAAUCUUCCCAACCACAACAAUGCGCGACAUGAAGCAGAUCAUCGAAGAAAAGAUUCCAGCCAUGAAAACGAAGAAACAACGGCUUUUCGCUUUUGAUAUGGAAGAUGAAAUUGAGGAUGAUACACCACUCUCAAAGCUGAAGUUUGACGACGGUCAUCCACUAGAGUUACGGGCAAUGGAAAUAUCAGUGCAGCAUUGGAACGGUAAAUCUUUCGAUUUGCCAUGUGCUCCGUCCGAAUACAUCGAUGAUGUGAAAGAUAUGUUGGAAGAUUUGACAGGCAUCCAGGCUUCUUCCCAACGACUGACGCACGAUGGAAAAGGCGUGGACGAUACGCUUCGACUAGAAGAGCAAGGUAUUGUGGAUGGAAGUACCCUGCUUUUGGAGCAGAUGAGAAUCGUAGUACGACUGCCAGAUGGACGUAAGAUUCGAUUGCGAGCAGAACUAAAAGACACAAUUAAGUUGAUCAAAAAGAAGAUCGCCAAGAAAUCAAGUCAGCACCAUGAAAAGCAGAGUAUGUUGUUUGCUGGUGAAGAUCUUGACGACAAGUCAACGUUGGGGGCUUGUAAUAUUGCGAAUGGUGACGAGUUGACUAUGGAGAACUUUCGGAUUGAUAUCAUGGAUGAUUCUGACGGAACUAUUGUCACACUCGUUGAUGUUGCUCGUAGUGACACCAUCGACGAUGUGCGGCAACACAUACGGAAACAGUUCAACAGACAAGUAGAACCUCAACAACUCUUUUCGCAGCAAAGUUCAUCAGCUCUGGACGACAGCUCUAGUCUGAAGAAGCUUGGAAUCGCACAUAAGUCGAUUAUCGUAAUUCGGACACCCGAAGAGAAAAUUGCGGGAUACAAAGCUGAUAGGCUUCAAUUCAACAAACUGUUUUCGACAAAGAAAUUUGACGAUCUUGAUGACGAUAUUAUUAUUCCAGUUGAACCAGACUGGAGGACCAGAACGUUCAUUUUCGACAAUGAUGCAACUCCAAUUGAUGGAUUCAUAACCAUUACCGUCUUACAUUGGUCUGGGAAAUCAUUUUCCUUUGACAAGGUUAGACCAAGAGAUACAAUCAAGGACAUUAAGCUGAGAAUCAGGAAAAAGAAGAAGAAGAAGUUCCCGCCAUACCAUUUGCGACUCAACGGAAAAAUUCUUAAAGAAUCCGGAACACUUCUCAAGCUGGGGGUCGGACACAAGUCGAUCUUCGUGAUGGAAGAAAAGACGAGAAAGUCGAUAGAUAUGGUGCCACAAGUGGACAAGAUAAACAUCGGAACGCUCGAUACCCUUACAGAAGACAGUAUCACUGUUGCAAUCAAGCUGUGGAAUGGAGACCUGCUAGAGUUGGCUAUCGGAGCCACAGAGUACCUUGAUGAUAUUCGAGAUGAAGUAUUCAACCGUCUUUCUAUACCAGCAGAGUAUCAGAAUCUCUCAUUUGACGGUGAUCUUGUCGAUGACACUUUGACGCUGAAGGAGCAGGAAAUCGUAGAUGGAUCCAUGCUGGUACUGGAACAGUUGGAAAUCCAAAUCAACUUACCGUUCAAGGGAACUAUGUUGUUGAAAGUAGAACCAGAGGAUACGAUUGCAUCCAUCAAACAAAAAGUCGAAAAGAAAACUGCCUUUGCUGCAAAGGUUCAGUGUUUUCUGUUCCAAGGGGAACUUCUUGACGAUUCCAGUAGGAUAAUGGAUUGCGAUAUUCAGCACGAAGAUGAACUGGAUGUCGAACUAUUCGUACUGAACAUCUUGCAACUACAAGGUGCUAAAUUCGCUAUCUCUGGUGCUAUCCAUCCAGGAAGUACCAUCUAUGACGUCCAACAAAUCAUCGCUAAGAAGCAGCUUAUCCCUACACACCUACAGCAAAUUCGAUUGCACGGGAAGGUAUUGAACCCGGAUCUUCAGCUUUCAAGACAAGGGGUUGUUCACAAGUCGAUUUUGAUCCUCGAAGCAUCAGGAGACAAGGACCAGCAACAGUUAAAGAGAGAGAAAAUUCAAUUGCAAGUCCCAGCAGCACCUAUUCGAAGACGAUUAUCAAAUCCAGAACUUGAAUCACCAACAUUUCGAGGUCGCAAGACUGUCCCAGCAAAGGGAGCUACCAAGAGAAACAGCUCUGUAGAUGCAGCUUCAGCAAAUAUUCAAUCGAUGAGCAAAUCAUCUGCCGAGGAUUCAAAACCGGACUUGGACGAUGGGUCGAAGCCUGUCUUGCGAGCACGGAAGGGGAAGCGAUCGAAAUCAGUGGACCGGAGUAGGGAUAGUACACCAGUGCCAGAAGAGGAUGCAAGACCGGCGAUGCGAGGACGGAAAACCGAUAAAAGGAAAGUGAAACGAUCCAAGUCUGUGGAUCCAACUACUGCUGAUACCACAGAUCCGGCAGACGCAGAUGAUUCCAAAUCUUUGAAGAAGAAAAAAGGCAAGCGCCCCAAAUCCCCAAAACGGACCAAGUCUCCAAAGCGAACCAAGUCCCCAAAGCGAUCCAAGAGUCCCAAGAGAGCUUCAGAAAAGCGACCAAGUGCGGCGGCUUCUGUUGAUUCCAAACCUGAUAAUGAUGAGGAGGAGAGCAAACAAGAGGCGUACAAGCUUGGUGCGCUUGCUGGUAGGGUUCACAUUGACAAGUCGACAGCGAAAUCAGAAGUGGAAAAAGUAAAAGCAAAAGAAGAAGCAAAGAAAAAAGAGAAAAAAUCGGGUUGGUGGGGUUUCUAA
Cylindrotheca closterium is the source of this 7074-nucleotide messenger RNA. The record is from the annotation of a GenBank genome assembly. NCBI's taxonomy places the organism in Eukaryota, Bacillariophyta, Bacillariophyceae, Bacillariales, Bacillariaceae.